This is a messenger RNA of Chlorella variabilis, 360 nucleotides long. RefSeq lists its product as hypothetical. The record is from RefSeq and is a predicted model, not a curated record. Gene Ontology annotation, biological process: protein folding. NCBI's taxonomy places the organism in Eukaryota, Viridiplantae, Chlorophyta, Trebouxiophyceae, Chlorellales, Chlorellaceae. Bases 1 to 360 code for a protein of 119 amino acids. Gene Ontology annotation, cellular component: cytoplasm; prefoldin complex. The transcript is spliced from 3 exons. Gene Ontology annotation, molecular function: protein folding chaperone.
AUGGCGGAGGAGGAGAAGCGGCAGAUCGCGCGCACCCUGAAGCAGGAGUAUGACGAGAAGCAGGCCCGCCUGCGGAACCUGGAGCAGCAGAAGCGGGCGGUGGAGGCCAGCCUGCGGCGAGCGGCCUUCACCGCGGCACAGCUGGAUGAGAUGCCCGAAGACGUGCGCACCUACCGCGCUGUGGGCAAGGCCUACUUCCUGCAGCCCAAGUCUGCCAUCAUGGGCCACCUGGAGGAGGCGGUGCGCGGCAGCGACGGCGAGCUGAAGAAGCUGAGCAGCAGCCGCGAGGCGCUGGCCAAGGCCGCGGACAGCCUGCGGGGAGAGCUGACGGAAGUGGUCGCUUCGCUGCGCCGCGGCUGA